CGGAAGUCCACAUAAACAAACCGACGACGCCGAAGGAGCCGAGAGCGUUAUGGCGGAGCUAGUAACUGUAACGCUGCCUUCUCACAACCUUCGCCUAUAAUUUAUUUCGACGUAAACUUGACGCCUGCACAUGUGCCUCCUUUUUUAUUUGCGGCGAGGGUGAUAGAAUAAGCCUCACCCCCCCAAUAAAGCUCGCUAUAAGACGCCACAAGCGGGGCUGAGUGGUGAAGUAACGCGACACCGCGGAGGAGGAGGAGGAGGAGGAGGAGGAGGAGAAGGAAAAGGAGGAGGAGGGACGCUCGCUCCGGGGAUGAUUGAUUGUUAGACGGACGCCGCGGCAGCAGGCAGAGGACAUAUAGCGGGACGUGGUUUGGCAGGUAAGUGCGUGGGCGCGUGACGUCCCCCUGCUCGAGCGACAUGCGUGCGUCGCCUUGAUGACUUCAGCCAUUUCCGUGCGCAUCAUCGCGUACGUGCGUGAUCGACAGCUCGGUUCUGGCAUCCAUAAUUGACGAGCCGAGGCGAGCACGCAGCUAGCUAGCUUGCAGCGGGGCUUCGAAACAGCAACCCCCCCUCCCCCCGCGAGCGGGAGUGCAUGGAGCUUCAACGCCGACUGAUUGGAUCAAUUUUACAGCGUGUGUAAAUUGGCUAACAAUGAGAGGCGCUAUCAGCUGAGAGCAGAUAACAGUUCCUGCGUGCAGGCGGCACAGUGACUUUCGCAUGUCUUCUGCAUUUUGUAGGUCCUGCAAAACCAAGAGGAGGGCAAACUUCAAAGCCAAGAGGAAGGUGCUGGCCUGCAUUCCCCCUCCCCCUGCAGGAUGCUACGCCGCAGCUCACCUUGAAAGAGCGGGCUGCGCCGUGACCCCCACCACAUCUGUCAAAAAAAGUCAACCCGCGGCCUCCGGAGCCAACAUGGGACACUCUGACGUGGCCCAAGCUGGAUUUUAAAGAAGCUCCAACCUCCCGAGAUGGAGAGGCUGGAACCGGAGCAGGAGAGGGAGGCCGAGGCGCCCAUGCACAGCGUACACGGAGCCAACCGGACUCGGCCGUCGUCCUACCGGGCCCUGCGCAGCGCCGUGUCCAGCCUGGCCCGCUUGGACGACUUCAGCUGCGAAAAGAUAGGAGCCGGGUUCUUCUCUGAGGUGUUUAAGGUGCAGCAUCGCGUGUCGGGCCAGGUGAUGGCGCUGAAGAUGAACAUCCUGGCCAGUAACCGGGCCAACAUGCUCAGGGAGGUCCAACUAAUGAACAGACUGUCACAUCCCAACAUCCUCAGGUUCAUAGGUGUGUGCGUCCAUGAAGGGCAGCUUCAUGCGCUUACGGAGUACAUCAACGGUGGUAACUUGGAGCAGCUGUUGCACAGCGACAUUUUCCUGUCAUGGAAUGUGCGCAUUGGCCUGGCGCUGGACAUCGCCCGUGGCCUGCGCUACCUGCACUCUAAGGGCAUCUUCCACAGGGACCUCACAUCCAAGAACUGCCUGGUGCGCUGGGAAGGCGGAGUCUGCUCAGCCGUGGUGGGAGACUUUGGCUUGGCAGAGAAAAUCCCGGAUUACAGUGAUGAUGUAAACCAGGAGCCUCUGGCUGUUGUGGGGUCCCCCUACUGGAUGGCUCCGGAAGUGCUGCGCGGCGAAGUGUACAAUGAGAAGGUGGAUGUGUUCGCAUACGGCAUCAUCCUGUGUGAAAUAAUCGCAAGGAUACAGGCUGACCCUGACGUCCUGCCACGCACUGAGGACUUUGGUCUGGACGUGGUCACCUUCACCCAGAUGGUGGGAGACUGUCCCACAGACUUCCUGGACCUGGCUGUCCUCUGCUGUAACCUGAGCGCCAGGUGGCGUCCAUCUUUCUCUCACAUCGUGGUGGAUCUGGAGAAGAGGAGGCAGAGGGUGGAGCUCACAGUGUCAGAAGUUUCCCCAGCAGCCGGCCCCCUAAGGAGGCGGUCCCUCGGCCUGCCGUCAGACCCCCGCCUCUCCCGCAGCAAAUCGGACAUGCUCCACAGCCUGGACGCCACCCCGUCUGUCAGCCCCUCACACCCCGCCCGCAUCAACCCCUUCUCCCAGCGGGAGGACCUGAAAGGCGGCAAGAUCAAGUUGUACGACACGCCCAGCAAGUCGGUCAUCUCCCUCACCUUCACGCUGCCGCCGCCACCCGAACCCUGUGGCGGCCCCCCGGAGGCCGACCCGUGUCGGAGGCACCGGCGCUGCCACUCUCUGCCGUGCAUGCCCCCCUCCCACUUCAGUGCCGCCUGGAGCCGGGUCUUCCCCGAGGAGACGUGGCUGUGUGGCGCUGUGAACUGUGAAGACCAGAGACUGCUGAGGGGGGGAAAGGACGCACUGGAAGGGGGCGGGGCUUCUGGCUUGCUGGAUGAUUCCGGCAUUCCACCGUCUCUUGACCCCAUCUCAUUGGACAAAGAGAAGCAUGAGGACGAGCCUAUGGACUGCACCAGCUCUCCAGAGACACAAGACUCCUCCUCGUCGUACUCCAAGCUCUCCUCCCCUCCUUCCCACUCCUCCACCCCUUUCUCAAACGGCUGGGUGUCGACCAUCUCCUCCCGCCGGACCCCCCUGCCUCAUUUGGACAACAGCAAAGUGGUGGUGAACGGACCUCUGAGUUGGAGCAGCACCUUGUCCAACAACAACAGCUACCACUCCCCGUCCGGCGAGACCGCCGCUUUGUCGCGUUUUGGCUCCGGCAGCGGUCAGUCUCUGGACCAGGAGGAGGUCAUCUCCUGCCCUGGAUGCUGCCUGGCAGGCCUUCGCUUCCCGUCCGUGUGCCUCAGGGCGCCAUCGAGGAGGAACGCCUACAAGAACCUGAACGGGGACCACACAGCCUCCCGUGGGCUGCUCAGUCCUGGACCCAAGGGUCUACCGCCCUCUCCCACGCCGACCACCACCAGCUUGGAGCCGGCACUCGGUUUGCCGAAAGCGCACACCUAAAUUUGCUCUUGUCGGUAAAAUGGCCCCAAAAAUUCCCGCAACUCGUGGGUCAUGUGAUAAUUUGCACAUAUUUUAAUGCAGUAAUAUAAAUGCGUGUUUUGAUUACCUAAACACGUUGUGGCCUCCAACGCCUGAUAGCUUGGCUUUGGUUUGUACAGCGCCCUCUGCUGGGCUGAGGGUGCCUUCCCUGCGUGGAUGAGAAUAUGCAGCAUCCAAUCUCGCAUGUAAACAUGUUGGCUUCCUGCCACGUGACCGCUGACUGAUGCUCCGAUGAGGAAUGUUAAGCUUAGUAUUAUUACUGUUGAAAUGUUUUUUCUUUGGAAUGUAUGGUGCUGUUGAACUUUGUCUUCAAAAAUAUUCAAGAGUUGUUAGUGCACCACUGAGGGUGUGUGUGUGUGUCUCUACUGUUCAUUUGGCAUUUUUGUUGCUGUUUUUUGUUUUGUUGGACCCCCUUUGGGUGCCACUUAAAAGCACUUCAACUGUUAUUGAAACUUGUUGUUUUGGCAAUGGAUGUCCAAAAUAUGAUUAAGAGUUGUUUGCAUUAUUAUUAAAACUGAAUAAAUGAUGAAAUGCAAAA
This is a messenger RNA of Nerophis ophidion (straightnose pipefish), 3504 nucleotides long. RefSeq names its product testis associated actin remodelling kinase 1b (gene tesk1b). The transcript has 11 exons. Gene Ontology annotation, biological process: positive regulation of stress fiber assembly; protein phosphorylation; actin cytoskeleton organization. The record is from RefSeq and is a predicted model, not a curated record. Lineage: Eukaryota; Metazoa; Chordata; Actinopteri; Syngnathiformes; Syngnathidae. Gene Ontology annotation, cellular component: cytoplasm; nucleus. The coding region runs from base 966 to 2927 and encodes 653 amino acids. Gene Ontology annotation, molecular function: protein serine/threonine kinase activity; ATP binding.